This is a messenger RNA of Humulus lupulus (European hop), 1866 nucleotides long. RefSeq lists its product as uncharacterized. The transcript has 4 exons. The record is from RefSeq and is a predicted model, not a curated record. Gene Ontology annotation, molecular function: catalytic activity. Lineage: Eukaryota; Viridiplantae; Streptophyta; Magnoliopsida; Rosales; Cannabaceae. The coding region runs from base 1 to 1866 and encodes 621 amino acids.
AUGAAGGGAAACAACAUAAGGAGGUUUAUGGAACAUCAUUUUUCGAACUGGGAUUUUCACACUAGUUCAGUUAUAGAAGGCCGACUGUUGAUAGUUUGGAUAAAGUUAUUUGCUAAAGUCAAUAUUAUUGAGGAAUCUAAUCAAUUUGUUCAUUGUUUGGUGAAGUUGGCUGGUAUGCAGCAAUAUUUUGGUGUCAUUUUUGUUUAUGGUCUUAAUUCGAUUGAAGGUAGGAGAACUCUCUGGGAAGGGUUGCAAAGGCCUGCUCUUAUGGACAAAUCAUGGUUAGUUUUAGGGGACUUUAAUGCCCCUUUUUCAAGUAAAGACAAAUCAGGUGGUAAGCCAAUUUUCGAUUUAGAAAUGGUUGAUUCUGUUCAGUGGCUUGCGGAUGCUCAUGUUGAGCCUCUAAGAAGUGUAGGUUCGUAUUUUACUUGGACUAAUAACCAAAAUGGUGCAGCUAGAAUAUACUCAAAAAUAGACCAUGCUCUUAUGAAUGAGAAAUGGAUUGAUUUGUUUCCUCAGUCCACUCCAGUGUUUAGAUGGGAAACUAUAUCAGACCACUGUUCCUGUAUAGUUAAAAUUCAGCCAUUAGAGAAGAUGGGGUUAAAGCUAUUUCGGUUCUAUAACUAUUGGACAAAGCACCAUGAUUUCCAUGACCUGGUUUUAUAUAGCUGGAGGUCUCCGAUUAGAGCCACAGGUAUCAAAGCAAUUUUUCUUAAGUUGCUGAGACUUAAACACUGUUUGAAAGUUUUUAACAGGGACAGAAUUGGUGAUCUGAAGGCUAACUAUUAUAAGGCUAAAGAGACCUACCAAGAAGCUCAAAUGCAAGCUCAAGCUUAUCCUCAUAUAUUUAGUUAUCAGGAAGAUGUGAGAAUAGCAGCUGAAGAUUUUUCGCAUAAAGCUGAAAAUGGUAUUGUCUCUUUUAUCACAGAAGACGGAAAAUUAGUGGAUAACUUCUCAGAAGUUGUUUCUCAUUUUCAAUUGAAGCUUCUUAAACCUUUUUUGAAGAAGGAGAUUCGGGAUUCAUUGUUUGGCAUUCCUAUUACCAAAUCUCCAGGACCUGAUGGAUUUGGUUCAGACUUUUUUAAAGCUAUUUGGCAAGAUAUAGGGGAUGAGGUCUGUACAACAAUAACUCAGUGUUUUGAAACAGGUUAUUUCCCAUCUGAGCUUCAUGAAACAGCAUUAUCUCUUAUUCCUAAGGUAGCUAACCCCUCCCGGGCUGUUGACUAUAGACCCAUAGCUUGCUGCUCUACAUUGUACAAGUGUAUGGCUAAAUUGAUUUGUAAGAGACUGGCAUUAGUUCUCCCUGAUCUUGUACAGCCAAAUCAGAGAGCGUUUGUUAAAGGUCGUUCUAUAGCCCAUAAUAUAAUGAUAUUUCAAGAUCUCAUCAAAAACUAUGGGAGGACUUCUACUUCAUCUAGAUGCGCUAUCAAGAUUGAUCUAAGUAAGGCCUAUGACACUGUAGACUGGGAAUUUCUUGAGGACUUGUUAAAAGCUCUAAUAUUUCCUAUGAAAUUCAUAGGAUGGGUUAUGACUUGUGUUCGGAAUACAUCCUAUUCUCUUCUGAUGAAUGGCAGAGUUCAAGGAAAAUUUAAAGGAGAAAAAGGGCUGAGACAAGCUGUAAAAAGUGUCAAGGAGGUUCUUGAUGAAUUUGCUGCUGCUACAGGGCUUUCAAUCAACUAUGGUAAGUCUCAUAUUUUCUUUGGUGGAGUCACUAGCAAUGACAGAGCUCGGAUUGCCCAAGAAGUUAAGCUGGCUGAAGGUACUUUUCCUCUUAAGUACCUUGGGGUUCCCAUAAGGCCUACCAAAUGGAGACAUGAAGAUUGUGAGGUAAUUCUUCAGAAAUUUCGUUUAAAAAUUCAGAACUAG